AUGGCCAAUGAAAGCAACACAACAUUAUUACAUAUCCCAAGUACUUACCAAAUUCUAUCCGUUGCAUUUAUAUCAUUGAUCAUUACUAUCGGAAGUAUCGGCAAUCUUGUUAACAUUUAUUUUAUUUAUAAAACACCAUCGCUGCAUAGCUUUAAUAACAUCCUUAUAGCUCAUUUAGCCAUAAGUGAUUUCUUGCAGGCAAUAUUAACACUACCUAUGGCUAUCUUGAACUCUUAUUUACGCUUCAACAGCCCAAUCAUAUUAUGCCGGGCAUUUGCGUUUACUCUUAACUUUUUGGUCAUGGUUUCAUUAGCAGCAACAUCAGCAAUUAGUAUCGAUCGUUAUUUUGCUGUCAUUUAUCCUUAUUCUUAUUCGGCUAAAAUGAAAAUUAAGUAUAUCAACAUAUUUAUCGUAUCGACCUGGUUGUCAGCAGCAAUCACAUCUGGAACUCCUUUACUUGGGUUACAACGCUACGGUCUAGGAGAAUAUUCAUUUAUCGCUGAUGGCUUACAAUGCUGGUUUGAUUUUCAGCAUCAUCAAAAAAAUAGAAUUGCCUUCAUAGCUACCUUUGUUUACAUCGUAGCAGCUAUUUUAGUGACGAUGACUUCCUAUCUCGCUAUAUUUUACGUUGCCUGUCAUAAAGGCAUCACAGAUGUAUCUGUCGUAGGUUAUGCAUCGCUCAAGCGUUCUAUUCGUACCACAGCAUUGAUAGUAGGCAGUAAUUUAGCAUGUUUUAUACCUGUACUAGUUGGUGCUUCCAUAAGUUAUUUCACAAAGCGUGAUUUACCUCCAGGAUUGACUGUCGCAGUCUAUCUUCUAACAUUCUUUAAUCCCGCCAUUAAUCCUGUUAUUUAUGCCUAUACCAACGAAAUACUCCGUAGGAAAAUAAAACAAUAUUGUUACUGUCCCUGCAAUCCACGCUUUAGGCAAAUAAAAGUUCGUAGUAACACUACAAUGAGUUCAUUAUCGUGUCCCAAUCAGUUAAGUCAAGAAAGUAAUUUUAUAUUAAAUCAAUCGAUAACUGUGUAA
Trichoplax adhaerens is the source of this 1029-nucleotide messenger RNA. RefSeq lists its product as uncharacterized. The coding region runs from base 1 to 1029 and encodes 342 amino acids. The transcript has a single exon. Gene Ontology annotation, molecular function: G protein-coupled receptor activity. NCBI's taxonomy places the organism in Eukaryota, Metazoa, Placozoa, Uniplacotomia, Trichoplacea, Trichoplacidae. Gene Ontology annotation, cellular component: membrane. Gene Ontology annotation, biological process: G protein-coupled receptor signaling pathway. The record is from RefSeq and is a predicted model, not a curated record.